AUGGCUACUUCCACCGGAAUAAUUAAGCAGAUAGCUACUGGGCGUAGAAAGCCUGGCUUGACUCGUAAAGAAUUCUUUGAUCACCGCUUCCAGAUCCAUGGCUCCAUCAGUGAUGCAGUCGACGACAAGAACCAAAAACCACAUAAGUACAUUCAAACGCAGAUCUUCGAUUCUGCUUACGGCCCACGGGGCGAGGCCGGUCCUCUGUUGAAUGCAAAUCAAACCUGGUGCGGACGUGACGACACCACCGAGCUUUUCUUUCGCGAUUGGGACCAUGUCACAGCAUGCUUCAAUAGCGAUCAUGUCAAGAAAGUAAUUGCGCCCGACGGGUUUGAAUUUGCGGAUUUCGAGACAGCCAUUUCAUUAAUGGCAAGAGAAAAGGAACUACAAGUUUCGACUCGUCUGGCCUCCAAGCCAACAGCCCAGCCAGACUAUGCGACAGUAGCCAUGUACUUCGUUUCUACACCCGACAAUCAGCGGAAUGGCCAUGCAGUAGAAGCGCAAAUUACGCCUCUUUUGAUCACAGAGCUUGAGAAACAUUGCCAGGACGAGGUUUGGGGGAUCCGCGCUAAUGUCGCAGAAGUCUCGGAACAUUUCGAUCUCCACGCAUAUUUUGGUGGAGCCGAUUUGCCUCCGUACGCUGUGGUGUAUAAGAUUUACAUCAAGGAUGAAGCAUAUGUACCGUCGAUUAGGAAAGCACAAAAGGACUUUGAGGCUGCAGCCAAACAACAAGUCGACACAUGCAGGUCCUUCAUUGUAUUUUCAAAAGAAGCUUUGAUUUUGGACGUAGAAAAGGAUGUUAAAUUCUCUCUUGAUCGCCAGCCCGUGUUCGCGGAUCUACCUGGACCUAGCCAUCUGAAGCCAGCAGUCUAG
Messenger RNA from Exserohilum turcica Et28A, 873 nucleotides. RefSeq lists its product as uncharacterized. The coding region runs from base 1 to 873 and encodes 290 amino acids. Lineage: Eukaryota; Fungi; Ascomycota; Dothideomycetes; Pleosporales; Pleosporaceae. The record is from RefSeq and is a predicted model, not a curated record. Gene Ontology annotation, molecular function: oxidoreductase activity. The transcript has 3 exons.